GUUUUCUGCCUGGACUUUGGGUUGUUAUAGGAAAUUUUGUAAUUUAACAUGUCUUUACAUUGGAAACUUUUAGUGCGUCGACAACUACACACAAAUUUCACUAAAAUGUCUAAUUUAAAUAUGUUUAAACUUUGGCAUGAACAAUAUUAUAAUUCUAGUGCUGACACAGAGGUAAAAGAUUCCCAGGAUGUGCAAAAUAUUUUGGAAGACAAAGUGAUAUUUCCCGAUUUCAAAUCUGGACCUUUGAAAGUGUAUCGUGAAAAGGCUUCUUUCUGUUACAAACGUAUGAAUGUUUUGCUAGAGGGUGAAGAACACAUAAGACUAAAGCACCGUAUUUGGAACUUUAUGGAAAAACAUGCCGACUUCCAACGUGAACCUGAAACUCCCUCGUUGGAGCGUCAGCGUCAAUUGGCCAACAAACGUAUGCAUUUACUGUACAGCCAACAGUUUUACGGUUUAAAUGAAUACCUCUCCACUCCUCAUCUCUCGUUGGCCGUUGCCCAGGCUAUGUUUAGCUAUGAAUUUAGUUUCUCUGUUAAGUACUCCCUAUCGAAUGGUAUGUUCCCCAGUACCAUCCUGCAAUUGGGUACAGAACGUUUGAGUAAAUAUGCGGGUAAAAUUGCCAGGGGAGAAAUUGUUGGUGCUUUUGCUUUGACAGAAAUAGCUCAUGGUACUAAUGCUCGUGGUAUGCGUACCCGGGCUACAUAUGAUAAUAAGACUCAGGAAUUUAUAAUACAUACACCCGAUUUUGAGGCGGCCAAAUGUUGGGUGGGUAAUUUGGGUAAGACUUGUACGCAUGCUGUGGUAUAUGCUCAGCUUUAUGUGCCGGAUGAUACUUAUGUGGGUUUAAGUGCCUUUUUGGUGCCCAUAAGAGAUGAUCGUACUUUAUUGGCCUAUCCCGGUGUCACAGUGGGUGAUUUGGGUGAGAAAGUGGGCUUGAAUGGUAUUGAUAAUGGAUUUGUCAUGUUUAACAAUUACCGCAUUCCUAAGGAGAACCUUUUGUCCAAGACUGGUGAUAUUGAUGAACAGGGCAACUACAACAGUCCUAUCAAGGACAGCCGCAAACGUUUGGGUGCUUCCUUGGGUGCCUUAUCUGCUGGACGUGUUAAUAUUUGUAAUUUGGGUUAUGUGGCUCUAAGCAAAGCCAUGGUUAUAGCCACCCGUUACUCAGCAGCGCGUCGUCAAUUUGGUCCCGAUGAAAGUGUAGAAGAAUGGCCUGUUAUUGAAUAUCAAUCCCAGCAGUAUCGUCUCUUCCCCCAUUUAGCCACCACCUAUGCUUUGCGCAUCUUCAGCAUGUGGUUGGGCCUGAAGAAUGUUGAUAUGACCAUACGCUCUAUGAUGGGUGAAGAUAUGUCGAGUAUAGGCAUGGAAUUGCAUGCCUUAUCCUCAGCCGCUAAACCGGUAUGCACUUGGGCGGCCCGUGAUGGUAUUCAGGAGUGUCGUGAAGCCUGUGGUGGUCAUGGUUAUUUGAAGGCAACCGGCAUUGGUGAUUUGCGCAAUGACAACGAUGCCAAUUGUACUUAUGAGGGUGAAAAUAAUACCUUAAUACAACAGGCUUCCAAUUGGUUGGUUAGUCUGAGACGUGGUGGUGCUAAGUAUGAGGAAGUUUCCCCUAUGGAAUCGGUAACAUUCCUAAAAGAUAUGGAUCAGAUUUUGAAGUACAAGGGUGAAGAGAAGACACCUCUGGAAGCGGUUUGUCAUCAUAGUAAGUGGUUAAAAGCUCUCAACUGGCUGAUGGCCUAUCAAUUGGAUGUCACCGUUAAGCGUGUAGAGGCCCUUAAACGUCAAGGUCUCGAUGCCUUCGAAACACGCAACAAUAUGCAAGUCUUCAAUGCCCAACCAUUGGCUAUUAUCUAUGGCCAACGCUCUAUCUAUUAUGUUUUCUAUAAGUUUGUUAUGAACUUACCUCAGUCCAAUGAAAAGCAUGUUUUACUUAAACUUUUAAGCAUGUUUGGUGCUCAUCUAGUGACCAAACAUGUGGGCAUAUUCUAUCAGGGAGGAUAUUUCCGCAACAAUGAACAGAUAGAGUUAUAUCAACAGGCCAUUUUGCAGUUAUUGCCAGCGUUGAAAAAUGAGGCCAUUUCUUUGGUGGAUGCCAUAGCACCAACAGAUUUCAUUUUAAAUUCACCCCUGGGCAUGAGUGAUGGCAAUAUCUACUUACACUUGCAAACGUGCUUUUAAUCGGCUCCUGGAGUUUUCGAACGUCCCGAAUGGUGGCGUGAGGUUACCUACAAGGAAUACAUACCCAAGGCUAAAAUGUAAACAUGUGCUGAAGUUGAAAAUUUUGUUUAAAAGCUAUUGAACUUGACAUUUUCUUGAAGAAAAUUUUGUUUUUUUUUGUUAAAAUUAAAAUUAUGUAUAUUAAUUUUAAGUGGUGAUUGUUGGUAUUAAGCUUUAAGUUUUAAAUUAGGUCGUAUUUUUUUAUAAGUAUAUUGUACAAAUAUAAAACAAAACUUAGAAUAAAACACUUUUUUACA
Lucilia sericata (common green bottle fly) is the source of this 2477-nucleotide messenger RNA. It is a transcript of the gene Acox3, whose product is annotated as peroxisomal acyl-coenzyme A oxidase 3. Gene Ontology annotation, biological process: lipid homeostasis; fatty acid beta-oxidation using acyl-CoA oxidase. Gene Ontology annotation, molecular function: FAD binding; fatty acid binding; pristanoyl-CoA oxidase activity. The record is from RefSeq and is a predicted model, not a curated record. NCBI's taxonomy places the organism in Eukaryota, Metazoa, Arthropoda, Insecta, Diptera, Calliphoridae. Gene Ontology annotation, cellular component: peroxisome.